AUGGCCUCCAACAAUAUGAUCAACCCGGGCAUUGACCCCAACAUCGAAGAUGACCUCUUCGCCCAAGAAGUCGAAGCCGUCAAGAAGUGGUGGAGUGAUUCCAGGUGGAGAUACACCAAGAGACCGUUUACCGCAGAGCAGAUUGUCUCCAAGAGAGGUCACCUCAAGGUGGAAUACCCCAGCAAUGCUCAGUCCAAGAAGCUUUGGAAAAUCCUCGAAGGCCGAUUCCAGAGCCGUGAUGCCAGUUAUACCUAUGGUUGCUUAGAACCGACCAUGGUCACGCAAAUGGCCAAGUACUUGGAUACAGUCUAUGUCUCUGGUUGGCAAUCAUCUUCGACGGCCUCAUCCUCCGACGAGCCUGGCCCUGAUCUAGCUGACUACCCCUACACGACUGUCCCAAAUAAAGUGAAGCAUCUCUUCAUGGCCCAGCUUUUCCACGACCGAAAGCAGAGAAACGAACGCCUGAGCGUGCCCAAGUCAGCUCGCACCAAUCUCCAGAAUAUUGACUACCUCCGGCCGAUUAUUGCAGAUGCGGAUACUGGUCACGGCGGUCUGACCGCAGUUAUGAAGCUGACCAAGCUUUUUGUCGAGAGCGGUGCCGCUGGUAUACAUAUUGAAGAUCAAGCACCAGGAACCAAGAAGUGCGGUCACAUGGCCGGAAAGGUCCUCGUGCCCAUCAGCGAGCACAUUAACCGCCUAGUCGCCAUCCGGGCUCAGGCCGACAUCAUGGGCAGCGACUUGCUCGCCGUCGCCCGCACGGAUGCCGAGGCAGCCACGCUCAUCACCACCACCAUUGACCCGCGUGACCACGCCUUCAUCAUGGGCAGCACCAACCCGAACCUGCAGCCGCUCAACGACCUCAUGGUGGCAGCUGAGCGCUCCGGCAAGACGGGCGACCAGCUCCAGGCCAUUGAGGACGCCUGGUUGCAGCAGGCCGGACUGAAGCGCUUCGAUGAGGCCGUCGUCGAUGCCAUCAACGGCGGCGCCCUGCCCAACAAGAAGGAGUUGGUUCAGCAGUACCUGGCCCAGGCCAAGGGCAAGAGCCACAACGAGGCCAAGGCCAUUGCCCAGGGCAUCGCCAAGGUUAAUGUCUUUUUCGACUGGGACGCACCCCGCACCCGCGAGGGCUACUACCGUCUCAAGGGCGGCUGCGAUUGCGCCAUUAACCGUGCCGUCGCCUAUGCCCCCUACUGCGAUGCCAUUUGGAUGGAGAGUAAGCUGCCCGACUUCAAGCAGGCGCAGGAAUUUGCCAAUGGUGUCCACGCCGUCUGGCCAGAGCAAAAGCUGGCCUACAACCUCUCGCCCUCGUUCAACUGGAAAUCAGCGAUGCCGAGCAACGAGCAAGAGACGUACAUUCGCCGUCUGGCGUCGCUGGGCUACUGCUGGCAGUUCAUCACGCUGGCCGGCCUGCACACGACGGCGCUCAUUAGCGACCAGUUUGCCCGCGCCUAUGCCAAGAACGGCAUGCGCGCCUACGGCGAGCUCGUCCAGGAGCCCGAAAUGGACGGCGGCGUCGACGUGGUCAAGCACCAAAAGUGGAGCGGUGCCAAUUAUAGUGAUGAGCUCCUCAAAAUGGUGACGGGUGGCAUCUCGAGCACCAGUGCCAUGGGCAAGGGUGUUACCGAGGACCAGUUCCACUGA
Pestalotiopsis fici W106-1 is the source of this 1641-nucleotide messenger RNA. Its product is annotated as Isocitrate lyase. The record is from RefSeq and is a predicted model, not a curated record. Lineage: Eukaryota; Fungi; Ascomycota; Sordariomycetes; Amphisphaeriales; Sporocadaceae. Gene Ontology annotation, biological process: carboxylic acid metabolic process. Gene Ontology annotation, molecular function: isocitrate lyase activity. The transcript has 4 exons. The coding region runs from base 1 to 1641 and encodes 546 amino acids.